Molecule: messenger RNA, 396 nt
Organism: Fusarium keratoplasticum
Lineage: Eukaryota; Fungi; Ascomycota; Sordariomycetes; Hypocreales; Nectriaceae
Exons: 1
Coding region: 1-396 (131 amino acids)
Source: RefSeq, a predicted model, not a curated record
AUGUCCUGGCAGAAGGAGAUUCGUCCCACCCGGGAGAAUUCUAGCCUCCCACUGUACGACAACGCGCCCGAGGCGGCCACAGAGCCCGAACCGCUCAGCCGCCGUGAACAACGACGCCUCCGUCGUCGAACCGCCCGCAACUUUUCCGAGGUUGCCCAGGUCGCUUCCCCAGACGACCUCGAGAAUGAAACCAAGGUUCGUGAGUCCACCAAGAAGGGCCAGGCUUCCGCUAACAAGAAACAGGAUGGUCAGGAUGACGCCAACACCACGGCCGAGACGAUUGGUGAGUCGAGCAAGGACUCUCCCUCUGAUGCUCCGGCCGCACCAUCCUCUGACCCUGAGACUGGCAGUCCCGAGGAUAAAGACUGCGGCGAGGAUGCGGACAAGGGGGAGUAA